AUGUCUCAAUAUUUUGGUAAAACCAUCUCUCUAAUUUCCGUCACUGAUAACAGAUAUGUGGGUUUGCUAGAGAAUAUCGACUCUGACAAAGGUACCGUUACUUUAACAAACGUACGUUGUUUUGGUACGGAAGGUCGUAAGAAUUGGGGUCCUGAAGAAAUUUACCCAAGUGCUACAGUAUACAAGACAGUCCAAUUUAACGGUAAUGAUGUCAAAGAUUUAAGUAUCCUUGAAGUUGGAUUAGAUGAAGUCCAACCUGUAGUACGCCCAAAUAACGCUCCUGUACCACCUCAACAAGGAAAUAUUGAGCAACCAUCUCAACCUCAAACUCAAGAACAACCUAAACAGGCAUCAGUUAGUACUCCCAAGGAAAAUUUGCCUGCUGCUGUCGCAGACUAUGGUGUAUAUGCUCCAACUGAAGGGGUAAAUACUGUUGGAGUUUCCUCUGAAGCUGCAGAUAUAACAACUGAUUCCGAUAGACAAAGAGGAUCACACCAAAACAAAUCUACCUACAAUAACCAUCGCAGACAACAACAGCACCAUCCAGAUCCAUCUAGAAAGAUCGAAAUUCCUACGGAUGAUUUUGAUUUUACAUCAAACAAUGCCAAGUUUGCAAAGGAGGCCCCAGAAGGCCAUGUAAUCGAUGAACUUGAAGAAGUCGAAAAGGCUAGUGGUGAAGAGCCUCAUCCGGAUGGUUUCUACAACAAAAAAUCCUCAUUUUUUGACUCCAUUUCUACAUCUGCUGAGACCAACACAAAUAUGAGAUGGCAAGAAGAGAAAGUCCUGAAUAUGGAUACAUUUGGUGAAUCUUCUGCAAGACCAAGAUUUAAUAACAGAAGAGGGAACUUUAGAGGUAGAGGCAGAGGUAGAGGAAGAGGCGGUAACCGAGGCGGUAAUAGAGGCGGUAAUAGAAAUUACAAUAAUAACAAUAAUUACAGAAACAAUGAUUCUGGAAAUUUCCAAACUGGGUUCACCAGUAACAACCAAGUUGAAUUUUAA
Messenger RNA from Maudiozyma saulgeensis, 999 nucleotides. Lineage: Eukaryota; Fungi; Ascomycota; Saccharomycetes; Saccharomycetales; Saccharomycetaceae. The record is from the annotation of a GenBank genome assembly.